AUGCCCCCGCUCCGACACAACUUCUUCCGCUUUCCCAUGUCUCCAAUAUCAGACUUAGCAGCUUCAGACACCCUGACCCUCCCAGAUGCCCGAAAACUAGGUUACGCCCAAUAUGGCUCCCUGACAUGGCGGCCUAUACUUUACCAACACGGCCUUCCAGGCUCUCGCAUUGAGGCUGCUGUUUUUGAUGAACUGGGUGAAAAAUAUGCAGUCCGUAUCAUCGCCAUAGACAGCCUGGUUGUGGUUGGAGUUCACCCCACCCAGAUCGAACACUUCUCAAUCAUCCAAAAGACUUGGAAUGCCUUGCAGAGCAUCUCGGGCUGGAUGAGUAUUGUAGGAUAUCAGGAGGUGGGCCAUACGCCCUUGCUUGCGCAAUGGCCUUACCCCGCGAAAAACUCAAUGGUUUUCCAUCACGAACCAGCAGCACAGCUAGACCUGAGUGGUGAGAAGUGUCUUCAGCUCACGCAGCAGCUUGUGGCUAAAGCUGAGGCUACAGCCCAUGAAACACAGGAAGAUUAUGCUCAGGGGUUUGAUGGGGUUACUCAGGAUGACAGGUUGGUGGCAUCUGACUUUGGCUUUCGAAUAGAGGAUAUCUGCCUCGACUUACCUGUACAGCUGUGGCAUGGGAAGUAUGAUAGGUUUGUUCCCCUCAAUCAUGGCGAGUAA
Blastomyces dermatitidis ER-3 is the source of this 666-nucleotide messenger RNA. Its product is annotated as alpha/beta hydrolase fold protein. NCBI's taxonomy places the organism in Eukaryota, Fungi, Ascomycota, Eurotiomycetes, Onygenales, Ajellomycetaceae. The coding region runs from base 1 to 666 and encodes 221 amino acids. The record is from RefSeq and is a predicted model, not a curated record. The transcript has 5 exons.